GUGGGAAAACAGGGACACUGGUACGUUGUUGGUGGAGUUGUGAACGAAUCCAACCAAUCUGGAACUAUGCCCAAAGGGCCAUAAAACUGUGCAUACUCUUUGUCACAGAAGAGCCAUCACUGGGUCUGUAUCCCAGGGAAAUCAUAAAGGUGGGAAAAGGACCCACAUGUGCAAAUAAUAUUUGUGGGAACCCUUUCUGUAGUGGCAAAGAAUUGGAAAAUGAGUAGAUGCCUGUCAGUUGGCUGAACAAGUUGUGGUACAUGAAGUUAAUGAAAUAUUAUUGUUGUAUAAAAAAUGAUGAACAAGCUGAUUUUAGAAAGGUCUGAAAAGACUGCCAUGAACUGAAGCUGAAUGAAACAAGCAGGACAGGAAUACAUUGUUCACAGCAAUAGCAAGAAUGUGUGAUGAUCAAUGAUGAAAGGCAUUGUUUUUCUCAGUGAUUCAGUGAUCCAAAGCAAUUCCAAGAGACUUUGGACAGAAAAUGCCAUCUGCAUCCAGAAAAAGAACUAAGGAGACUGAUUGUAAAUCAACACAUGCUAGGUUCACUUCUUUUCUCUGUUGUUUUUUUUUUUUUUUUAAUCUCUCCCAUUUUUUUUUUUUUUGCUUUUGCUCUUGAUUAAUAAAGCAAUGUGUAUUUAAAAAAAAAGAAAAGAAAAUUGGCAUGUAUUGUUAGUCAUAACCACUCUUAGUUUUACUUAACUGUUUUCAGGAAAUGCAUUUUGUAGAACAAUUUUGUUUGUUAGACUGUAUCUGAUAUGUCACAAUCAAAAGUAUCAACAAGAAGGAUAGCAUGAAAUUUGAAUAUUCCAUUUGGAGUUACAAUAUUAAGGUUUAGUAGCUACGAAACAGGAGUGAUUACAUUCUGUAAUCUGAUCAUUGUACUCAAAACAGGAAAAACAAAAUGGGCAUAAAGGGAAGACAGUUAUAACUUCUUGGUCUCCCUUUCUCGCUAUUUUUUCUUUUCUCACAAUAUUUCUUACUAUUAUCACUAUCACUAUUAAGCAAGAAAGCCUUAUGAAAGGGUCUUUGAGGUAUGAGAAGGAGUGUGAUCUGCAAUAGUUGUAGCUGAUACAGCAAACAAUUCAAAUCAGCUCUAUCCAUAAAACACCUACUAUGUACCAUCAAGAGCAUUAGGCUGAAAAUUUACAUUUUAGUUGUGAGGAGGUCAGAAAGGGAACAAUAUGAACACUAGGAAAUAAAUGUAAAUGAAAAAUCAAAAGUAAGUAAAUGAACAAAAAUAAAAUCAAUAUCCAAAACAAAUUAAUUUAGGGGAGAAGGGCACUAAUAAUGGGGAUAGGGGGUGGGGAGGAAUCAAGGAAGACCACUAUUUGGGAUUAGCUUUGAAGGGGACUGUUGUUAUGUAGCUGUUUCAGUCCUAUCUGAGUCUCCAGGAUCCUAUUUGGGGCUUUCUUGGCAAAGAUCCUGGAGUGAUUAGCCACUUCCUUUUCUAACUUAUUUUACAGAUGAGGAACUGAGACAAACAGGGUUAAGUGGCUGGCCCUGGAUCACAUAGCUAGUAAGCGCCUGAGGUCAGAUUUGAAUUUUUCUUCUGAUUCCAGUCCCAGCACUCUAUCCAUUUCACCACCCAGCCACCUUUGAAAGAGCCCCAAAAAGGAGAGGAGCUUCUAGGUGGAGCACUUGACACCCCUUUGUUAUAAAUUGACUCUUUCCUAAAAAAAAAAAAAAAAAAAAUUAAAAAGCUCUUUAACAAUGAACCGUUGAUGAAAAAAUUAAUAAAUGAAAUGAAGAACAACGAUUGAGGACCCAGACUGAGACUUUGACGCAUCCUCAUAUGUGACUUGGAAGAACCAGCGAAAGCGAUUGGAAGAAAAUAAUGGGAAUGAUCAGAAACAUUUACAUUCUGUAUAGUAUUGAUCUGUCUGUGUUGUGUGGUGCUCUGCUGCUGCCUGGAGCAAGGGAAUUAACUACCGCUUGUUCUCAAGACUAUCUUAAAAAUGUUCUUAUGGAUAUGUCACCAAAAGCUACCACAAUGGAUCUGUCCAACAAAUUCCCAUGUCAGCCUCAGAACCUGGACUUCAGUCCUUUCCCUAAGCUCAAAGUUUUGAUUCUUUCUCAUAACAGAAUUCAACACCUGAAUAUGGACAUCUUCCGAUUCAACAAGGAGUUAGAAUACUUAGAUUUAUCUUACAAUAGCCUGAGGAAUAUUUCUUGUUAUUCGCUUCUUUCCCUCAAGCAUUUUGAUCUUUCUUUUAAUGACUUUGACAACAUUCCCAUCUGUCAGGAGUUUGGCAGUAUGUCCCAACUGGAAUUUUUAGGAUUGAGUGGAGCCCAGAUCCGAAAAUCAGAUUUGCAGAAAGUUGCUCAUUUGCAACUCAGCACUUUCUUCCUGGGCUUAAACUAUUUCUCUUACUAUGAAGAAGGCAGCUUGACCGUCUUAAACACUGAGAGACUUCAUAUAGUCCUUCCAGAGAAUGCUGAUUAUAGAUUUAUUUUGUGCGAUGGAAUCCAAACUUCCAAAAUCUUAGAAAUGGCAAAUGUCAGUAGGGAUCAAUUUACAAGCCAUGGAAGUCAGAAGAAUCCUCUUUUAGAGAGCCCAAAAUAUUCUAAAACUUCUCAUCUGUUACUCAGUAAUAUAUAUGUACCAUGGGAGGAGUUUGUCGAAAUAUUGCAAUUUGUUUGGCACUCGUCAGUUCAACAAUUACAAGUACAGAAUUUGAUCAUUGGAGCCCAAAGUGAUUUUAAAUUCAGAUUAUUUAACUAUUCGAGUACCUCAAUGAAAGCUCUAAAGGUAGAACAUGUGACUGUUAGAACAUAUUCCUUCCGACAGGAUAUAGUCUACUUGUUCUUUACCAAAAUGGACAUCGAAAACUUGACAAUAUCAGAUGGGAGGAUGCCCCAUGUGGUUUUUCCUACGUAUCCUACCAAAUUUCAGCACCUGAAUUUUGCCAACAAUGCCUUGACAGACGACUUAUUUUCAAAUGCUCUUCAGCUGCCAUACCUGAAAACUUUCAUUUUGCAAAGGAAUAAAUUAGAAACACUUUCUACAGUGAGUUCUUUUGCUACUAAAACAUCCUUGAUACACUUAGAUCUAAGCCAGAAUCUACUGCAAUAUGCUGAUGGAAAAGAUUGCUACUGGCCAGAAACCCUCACAACCAUGAACUUGUCAUCCAAUAAAUUUACUGGCUCUGUUUUCCAGUGCAUACCAAAGAGCAUCCAAGUUCUUGAUCUGCAUAAUAAUGACAUCAGAACCAUCCCCAGAGAAAUUGAGAAUCUGAAAGCUUUGUGGGAACUGAAUAUUGCCUCCAAUUCUCUAACGGAUCUUCCUGGGUGUGAGAAUUUCCAACGACUUUCUGUGCUGAAUAUCGAAAUGAAUUCCAUUAUUAGUCCAUCUCUUGAUUUCUUCCAGACUUGCCAGGAAAUAAAAUCAUUGAAAGCAGGAGGCAACCCAUUCAGAUGCUCCUGUGACUUGAGAAACUUCGUCAACCUAGAAAAAAAAUCCCAGGGCUUGAUGAUUGGAUGGCCGGAUGCUUAUACCUGUGAAUUUCCUCUAGAAUUAAAGGGAAUUCUAUUAGAGAAUGUUGAUCUGCCAGAAUUAUCCUGUAACACUCCUCUAUUGAUUGCUGUCAUUCUGAUAGUCGGGUUAAUUUGGACAGUUAUCAUGGCGGUGCUCUGUAUCCGUUUGGAUUUGCUCUGGUACCUGAGGAUGAUAGUUCAGUGGACUCGGGCCCAGCACAGAAGUAGGAAUGUGCCCUUAGAAGAACUCAAAAGAACGAUCCAAUUUCAUGCUUUCAUUUCAUACAAUGAAGGGGAUUCCCUCUGGGUAAAGAAUGAGCUGAUACCAAAUCUAGAGAAAGAAAAUAGUUCCAUAUUGCUUUGUCUCCACGAGAGACACUUCAUUCCUGGCAAGAGUAUUGUCGAAAAUAUUAUAAACUGCAUCGAGAAAAGCUACAAAUCUAUCUUUGUUUUGUCCUCUAACUUUGUACAGAGUGAAUGGUGCCAUUAUGAACUUUACUUUGCUCACCACAAACUAUUUCAGGAAGGUUCUAAUAAUUUAAUUCUCAUAUUACUGGAACCAAUCCCCCAGUACAUCAUUCCUACCAGAUAUCAUAAGCUAAAAUCUCUCAUGGCACAAAGAACUUAUUUGGAAUGGCCCAAGGAAAAGAAUAAACAUGGACUUUUCUGGGCUAACCUUAGAGCUGCCAUAAGCAUUAAUUUGUCAGAAUCUGGAAAGAUGAACAGAUCACAGACGAUUUCAGAGUUAUAGAAAGGGUCACGAACAUCAUCAUGAAAGAUAAAUUCCUGGCACUGACUUUCAUUUUUAUGCAUUUCCCCUCAAUAAAUCAUUAUGUAUUCGAUGAACAGUUAUUAUGCACUUAGCACUAAGUGCUAUGAUAUGCAAAAAAGUAGUUCAUGAAUUUGCAAUGUAGUCCAUCAUGGUGGUAUAUCUGUAAAUUGCAGUUACUGCAGAAACUGAGUCUGGCUGGUCACUUAGGCUUGGAAGUUCUAAGUUGCAGGUAACUAUGCUAAUUGGGUGCCCAGACUAAAGUUCUGCAUUAAAAAUAGUGGUUGGAGUUGGGGAGUGUGGGACAAUGAAUGAUACAAGGUAAGAAACAGAAGAGGUCAAAACUUCCAAGUUGAUCAAUAUUGGAAUUGGGCUGCUGUCUGCUAAGUAGUUGUCAGGGGCCACUCAGCUUCCAAUGAAAUAUAGGGAGAUCUAAUCUCUGAAAUAAUAAUAGUAAGAAGAAGCAAAAAAAGGAGAUGGAGGAGGAAAAGGAGGAGAAGAAAGAGGAGGAAGAAGAGGAAGAGGAGAAAGAAGAAGAGGAAGAGGAGGAAGAGAAAGAGAAGAAGAAGAGGAAGAGGAAGAAGAAAUCUAAAUAAUGAAUAAAAAUACAUGAAGCAAUUGGAUGAUAAUUAAGUACAAAACUGCAUAAUCUGGACUCUAGAUUCUAUAGCAAUAGGACCACAGAGCUAGAACAGGUAGGGCCCUCAAAAGCCAUUCCAUUAAAUUCCUUUAUUUUUUAGGUGAGGAAACCGAAACCCAGAUAGUUAAAAUGAUUUGUCCAAAUACUCAUUGAAUGGAAGGACUGCUCUUGUUUGGAGUAAUGAAAGAAAGUUUUAUAAAAAGUGAUGAGAGUUCAAUAGCAGCCUUGAAGAAAGAGCAAGCAGAACUUUAAUCUGCUAUCUUUAAUCUGCUUUAAUUCUGCUAUCUGAAAUUAACAAGGAAGGAAAAUUGAUAUCUAAUGAGAAGUAACUAUUGGAUUUCUACAAGUCACGGAUUCCUGAAUAAUCAUGAUUAUUUUUGUUAAUAAAUUAAUCCACAUGUCAA
Antechinus flavipes (yellow-footed antechinus) is the source of this 5287-nucleotide messenger RNA. RefSeq names its product toll like receptor 10 (gene TLR10). The transcript is spliced from 3 exons. NCBI's taxonomy places the organism in Eukaryota, Metazoa, Chordata, Mammalia, Dasyuromorphia, Dasyuridae. The record is from RefSeq and is a predicted model, not a curated record. Bases 1835 to 4225 code for a protein of 796 amino acids. Gene Ontology annotation, cellular component: membrane. Gene Ontology annotation, biological process: toll-like receptor signaling pathway; immune response; inflammatory response. Gene Ontology annotation, molecular function: lipopeptide binding; transmembrane signaling receptor activity; Toll-like receptor 2 binding.